AUCGCAAACAAUGACUUCAUUUGUUGGAUUGGUCGUCCCAAUCUUGUCCCUUGUGACCAUACAACUCCUCCUUGCACGCAGCGUUACGUGCAUCAUGAACCUGACCAAUGAUUAUCUUCACCACGAAUGCUUCAACAGUGAAGGGAAAUACCAGAAAGGAAGCCCAUUCGAAGAUAACGUCAACCGUGUCGUCCGUUUGUUCUCUAGCGGCGAUCUUCGCGACGGUUUCGGCGACGCCUCCCACGGUGAAGGUCCCAAUAAUGUCUACGUCCGUCUCCAAUGCCGCGCCGACUCUUACUGGUCUAACUGCCACCCUUGCCUCUCCACCGCCAUCGCCGGGCUUCGUAGGAGGUGUCCGGGAAACAAGGGUGCAAUAAUAUGGUACGACCUGUGUCUUCUCAGGAUAUCUACGGUCCAUGCCUACGGGAAAGUCGAUUACCAAAACAAAUUCAUCAUAUCCAGCCCGAAGAAGCUAAGUGGAAAUCCAGCGUUGUUCAAUAAAGAGACGUCGGCUCUCCUGGAGAAUCUGACAUUAAAAGCCACCGAUACAAAUAAUUUUGACGGCGACUCGCUGGUGCUGUAUGAGGUUUACCCUUUUCUUAGAAGAUUGAAGACUGUU
Messenger RNA from Thlaspi arvense, 619 nucleotides. The record is from the annotation of a GenBank genome assembly. Lineage: Eukaryota; Viridiplantae; Streptophyta; Magnoliopsida; Brassicales; Brassicaceae.